AUGCCCUGUCUCGUUAACGUUCCUGAUCACAAUCGAAAGGACAACGAGCACUUGGCUCUUUGGCACAGCGUUCGGCACGAUGACAAGAGAUCCUGGAUUCGAAUCCCAGGUGGUUCACACGUAGGAUUGGGUAAGAGAGGCUGAAGUCGGUUACUAAGUCAAAAAUGGUCAUUCCGGUCCGCAUUGUGUCUGCCGAUACUCCAUCAUAUGCAUAUGUUAGUAGUCGUUAUGCGACUGCGUGCGAUAGUUGCGAAUUGAGCCCAAAUGUACAGCGGGAUGAGAGUGUGCGUAACGUGAUCAGUGAGUGAAACUUCAUUAUAUGUAUACAACUAUUUAUCUUAUUAGGAAUAUGCAUAUAUAUGCAAUGGUGGAGGUGCUCUCACCAAUCGUUCUUCUACGGAACUCACUCGUCCUGGGCUCUCGCUCAAAUCAAACAGGUAGCCGCACAUCAGCGCAUGAUAUAGACAGUAUGUUAUUACCGAAAAAGACAAGGGAGACUGAAAUGGCCAUUUCUGGCUUAUUAGCCGUCGCUAGGCAUGUCAAACCAAACCCCGAAGUGCGAAACACCUGGAGCUCUGUCUCGCGGGCCUUUGGAUAUAUAUCUAACGCCUCUAAUCAUCGAGUCUCGGGCUCGCUGUCCUGUCGAAUUCGAUCGGCUCGGGAAUAUACAAUGGUAGGGGGCGCUCACCGAUCGUUCCUACAGAACUCACUCUUGCCCUUGUGCCUAAAGCGCCCUCUUUUGAGCCCAACCAGCAGCCGCACCCCGCCAACUAACAAACAGUGCACCUAUUUUCAACAUAACAGUCAACCGAGUGUUUUUGACUAACCUCUGUCAGCAAAUUGAUCACUAACAGUAUGAGCAGAAGGAGGCCUUGAAUAAACAUCGGAAUUGCUAAAGAAAAACAUGUACUGAAAUCAAGGUAUUUGCAAACGCAUUAUUGCGAUGCUUUAACAUGGCAUCUAAGAAGGAUUAUUAGGAGUAAAGAAUAAAUUUCAGCCUAUCACAAUGUUUGACAAAAUAAGAAUACUAGGACGACAGUUAUCUCUGUAUGUAUCUAACCGAUAAUCACAACCGACGUAGGAUUGGAGUAUGGCUGUCCAAGUCCUAUAAGUAAGGUCGAGGCUUAAAUUCCGUUAAGUAUAUUACGGGAGUGCGACAAACUGGCAUAACACAAUGGCCUGCGCUGCAUAUGUGUAACCAAAUGCGCCACGUAAGUCAGUGUGACAGUUGGAGGUAAUUUGACAUGAAUAGUGGCAGCAAAUCUAGCGAACUAUGUCUGGAACACCGAUAACGCCAGAAAAAAAAACCAACAAGAUUAAUUUGUUGAAAAGUAAGAACACUGGUAGAAGUGGAGAAGAAGAAGAAGAAGAAGAAGAAGAAGAAGAAGAAGAAGGAGAAGAAGAAGAAAAAGAAGAAGGAGAAGAAGAAGAAGACGAAGAAGAAGAAGAAGAAGAAGAAGAAGAAGAGGGGUGGUAGAUCACCCGAACAUUGUGUUUAUUGUAUGGAGCUUUCGCACUCGUACAGAAAUCCGUCGUUUGAGAUCGUAACAGCACAAGAACUAACGAAACUUAUAGUGAAUGCUAACUAGUCAUCGAUCUAUGGCACAAGGCCGGAGGCGACUGCGCAGGACUGCACGCCGAUGCCAGAUCACCAAAUCAAUUGACUCAGUCCUCAUCCAGUGCCCAGAUUUUAAUCAUCACUCGGCCUCAUUUGUUUCCGGCGUAGGCGAUUGUCGUAAUGGCUGUGAAGUUAUACGCAUAACCCAUUUCGAUGAUGGAGGAGGCCACUUGCGGUAAUUCGUCGCUUCCUCGCAAAGCCAGCUUGUAUAUGCACGAUCGGAGCAUGCGCUCAGUCUAGCUGUGUAGUAACAUCGACAGUUUAUGUGCGAGAUGAGAUAAAUUAACCAAGAUGGCUCCUCAGAAUUUAAUCGGUCUUUAACUUUUAUGAACCUGCUGCAUAUGUUGGCUUUCGUGCGGAGUGCAGUUCCAACGUCUAACCCCACAGCAAUACGCUCGGUUGCAUCUGAACCGUCCUUGAUGUAUGUCAGAAAAUGCUCUAAGGUUGAUAGUGUUGAUGUUGAAGUCUUCUUGAGGCGCGAUUGCGUAGGCGGCGACUUAAAAUGCUAUCAAAUAGCCAUUCUGCAACAAAUGAUCGCGGAGUAACGGACCUCAGGUGGUCUUUCCUCCGGACUGCUGCAGUACGAAACUUUUUACAUUUGAAUUAACCUCUCAAGAAUGUCCUUGCUGUCAUCCUGGUAACCCAAUUCGCCGUCUGAUUGUUAACGCCGCGAGGUUUUCGGGAGUUUGAUCAAAGUUCGUGCAUAGAGUACAGCCACAAUAUGAAUUAAGUGAUAAAGCUAAAUAGCUGAAAACGACCAGAUGCAACAAUUGCACUACUUCGAUGAUGAAAAUAAGAAGUUUACUGAAAUUAAAGUUCGAAAAUAAUUUGAUCAAUAAACUCGUUCUCUUGUCUUCUUCGACUUUUUCGGAGGCGAUUAAACUAUAACAAAUCUGGACCUUGAAUAUUUUUGCAUACAUGUAUAUAUAUGCCACACACAGGUGUUCCCAUGCGUUUCCCAUUUCGGCGUUGGGUAUGACUGACUGAAGACGGCUGAUAAGCCAGACAUGACCAUUUCAGUCUCUGUUGUCUUUGUCGGUAAUGUUAUUCUGCCUAUAUACAUAUAUAUCUUUUAUGACACUGCUUGUACAGUACCUGUGCUAACUCAUGAAAUGUCGAGGUCAAAAUAAGAGUGGAAAAUGUUGCGUAUUUUUGGUGUUCUUAUUUGUGUUUAUUUAGUCGAAAUAAGGACAAAAAGGCCGUUUGCUGAAGGAAAGUUUGAUACGGAUCUGUAUAUUAAAUAGAAAACGGGCCGCAUUUCGGCGAAAUCGGAGGAUUCCUGAUAUUCAAGCAUUUUCCUACGCUAUUAAAGCUUUCGGAUCGAAAUUCUUUGUGUUACCUUAUUAAUCUGUUUAAGAAGAUUAAUGAAAGGACAAAAUUUUUCAAUAAACCUUCGAACAAAAAGAAAAAAUUAAAUUUCAAUAUCAAGAAAAUCAGGGAAAUGCAAAUAAAUUAUUUCUUAUUGUAUUCAGGAAAUAACGUGAGAUUCCUCAUCUAAAAAUUCUAUUUUACAAAUUCGUAAAGUUUUAUGUUUCAAAAUACCGAAAUAAAAAAGUUUAUCAGUGUGAUUGUUUUACCAGACUGAAAAUGCGUGUCGUAAACGAAUAUAUAUUGAGUUCGCGCGACAUGCCGUCACUUUUCUCUGCCACGCCAAACGAUACCUAUGUCUAAGCAAUACUUAUCCGAAGUUGACUUCCAGCGCAUUCGAAAAUUAGCGGCGGAGGGAAUCCCGCGUGAGUCGUUAGUUAGUAUUUUCAAUAUUAGCAAGGUCACUCUGUGGCGCAUUAUUAAUGAUAAAACUGUUCCUAGAAAUAAGAUAGGGGGACCCAAACGGUCCACAAGUAAGCAAGACGACGAUUUUAUUCGUCGUACAUUAAAAAAGUUUCAUUACAUGCCCAUUGAGACCAUUCAACGGGAACAUCUGCCGAUGUUUUCUAUGAACAUCAUUAGGAAAAGGAUGAAGGAAUUUGAACUGCAGCGGCGGAAGGCCAUGAUUAAGCCAUAUUUAAGUAGAAAACUAAUUAGAGAACGGCUUUUAUUUGCUAAAAAUUAUACUGAUUACAGAUCUUCAUUUUGGAAGAGCAUUUUCUUCUGCGAUGAGGUUCUAUUUUAGACAAGCCUACGAAAUCGCUCCAAACCGUCAUAUAUGGAAAGAACUUCCCAAGAGAACACACUACACCGACGGCAACAUUCAAGAACUGUCGGCGGAUGAUGGUUUGGAUGGCAGUUAAAUUCGGUGAGCGGCCUGUCUGGCGGUCAAUAUCCGACACCAUCAACAGCAAGGUGUUUAUUGCAAUUGUCAAGGAUGCUUUCGGCUACAACGGCAUAAGUCGGCGCCGAAUGGAUACUGUAAUUUUGCAGGACAAUGCACCUGUCCACCGCUCUAAAGAGGUACGAAUUUGAUGCCGCUUGCAAAUAUAAUCUAACAUUUUAGACAACAACCACCCUCUCCGCCAUCGGUCUCCAAUCCAUUUUCAUCCCGGCCAACAGUCCCGAUUUGAAUCCUAUCGAAAAUCUUUUUGGAAUAGUCAAAAGAAAUUGGCACAAAGCUAAGAAGACUCUUUCAAUGCAGGAAAAGUUGGAUUUCAUACUCAAUAAUUACAUUUCACAAUCCACCAUAGAUAACCUCGUCAUGUCUAUGUCUGACAGACUUUCUGCCGUUAUUAAUUCAAAUGGACAAUCAACAAAGUACUGGUUUUUUGUAUCUGUUUCUGUCCUUAAUUAUUUUUGCCUUUUUAUGCGCCCUCCACCUUUAUACGCCCUCAUACGUAGCCUUUAUUAACUAGGUUGUAAUAUAGGCGUUUCUCGAAAAUGUGACUUUUAUCGAAAAUCAUUUAUUUUUAUCUCAGUAAAUAAUAUUUUCUUAACCAAACUUUGCUUUAUUUCUUUGACACAUCUUUUAUUUUCCGCUAUCAAACUUUGGGAGCCGUAGUGUUUACCGAUUCUGCGUUUAAGUCGUUAACCUGUGUUAAUUCAUGACAUUUCAUGAGUUAGCACAGGUACUGUAAUAGUGUGAACUGACGUAAGUACAUCAGGCGAGCUAGGCCGGAUUUGUUUUUCUUUUUUAAAUAAUCUUAAAUUUUCGCGCUCUUGGUGGGUUUGUUGCGGGACAAAAAAUGAUUAACUUCCACGUCCUCAUCGGGUCAGGCGUCCGUGGGUCUUCAAGAUCAGCCAUUCGUCGCACCUGAAAAUCACUUGGUAAACUCACGAAUCUGGUGUGGUGACCAGCGGGAGGCGAGGGCAAAGGAGGUCAUCUUAUGCCAGGCACCUUCUCUUGCGGACGACCUCUGACAGAAUCCGUAGGGAUUGAGGGCAGUAUCCAAGAUCUAAGGUCUUGUUUCAGCCGAAUUACGCUGCUCCCGUUAGCGUAAGCCAAAAUUACCGCAACUUGAAAGUAAAUUAAUCAUCUGGUUUACGAUAAAGAAAUGUAAAAGGCUGCGCAGCUUAAUCAAAUUACAGGAAUUGGCAUACCUUUGAGAAAAUUAACUUAACUUGUGAAACGGCUCUUCGGAUAAAGAAGCAUUGUCAAAGAAAGGAUGCAAUACGGAGUAUUAUGCGGCACAAUCUAAGUAUAAUUUAGUAUCACCCCGGUGCCGACUUUUAAGUUCCCCCGUUUUCCCUUUUUCACUCUAGAGUUCCUUAUAAAUACAAGUGUGUUUUUCAGAAAACAUAUGUAAACAAUACUAUAAUUUUUCCAAUUUUUUGGCGGCUUACUGCUGCUUCAAUUGUUUUAUUGUCACAAAAUUUACCUUUCAGUUUUAAAAGGUUUAUUCUAGCCCUUAUAAUGUUGGAUCCGAUCGGCCGUUCAGCAUGCGUUUGAUUCCACAGUGCCCUAGCUCUAAACGUUUUUUUUAAAUGGAAUCGUACAUUUCUCUGACUAUUUAAUUAAUACAAGGAUCUACAAUUGAUGUGCUACCCCAUAACGUAAGUAGAAAUUCCGAAAUAUGUUUUCGACUCGAAAAAAGUGCUUACGUAGAACACCAAUGUUAAAAAUCGUGCAACAUAAUUCAAAGAUAAAUCAGUCACUCCAUGAUUCUGACAUUUGAAUGAAGGCAAAAAUCCAGUUCUUGAGAAAAAAAUGCAUAAGUGUUUCACAUUGGUUUUUGAGGACUUUACUUAUUCGAAUAUAUUUUACAAAAAGCCUUUACAAUACAAUUUUUCUUGCACUUAUUUGAUAGCAGAUAACAUCCUUCAAGUUUUUUUACUUGAAAGAAAAGUUUUCUUUAGUUUCAAAAAAUUGUCUGUUUAGAAGAGAUUUUGGAAUCACGAAACGUCCAUCCACACCGGAUCUCGUCUUAUACCUUAUUAAUGCUCCUUAAAAAGCAUACAAGAUAAUCCAAAUCUGUCACACAUUUUUGAGUCACAUAUUAUGGCUUUUUAACGAUCUUAAGAACUAUGUGAUAUUCCUUUGACGUGAUGUGUGGAACAUGUUGCUGGAAGACUCUGAAUGAAAGGGAGAAGGUGGAUGGAGCAAACAUUCCACGAAAAUUUUUAAAAAAUUUAGAAACUGAAAGAUAUUUUCUCGUUAAAAAGAUUAUUUGCAGAAGACGCAAUUUGCUACUAAAAAUAAGCAUGAGAGAAUAUCGUUUUGCUCAUUCAUUAUAUAUAUUAUAUAUUUGAAAUCAAAAACGUUCUUUGGGAAAGGGAGAAAAUAUAUAUAUAUGAUGACAGAUGGGCGCUCAUCAUCUCAUCUAUAUAUAUAUAAUAUACUUGGAUAUAAGAGGAAAUUAAAGCUCAGUGAAAAAACGUCAUAUCAUUUAGCAGACCGCUUUAAAGAGAUUCCCUUAUAUUACUGAACUAUUUUGGGAUUUUAGCACAAGCCUGUUAACAAAUAACUCCACUCAAGAAUCAAUUUUCGAUCAAAAAUACAUUUCCUAAUUUCGGUGAAGAAUUCAUAAGCUGAAUCAGCUAUUUCAUAUGCAAUGCUAUUUUGACAGGUAUUUUACGGACUUAAAAUCCCAUGAUCCAAAGUACAAAUUCGUUUUAGACUGCCAGGUUUGAAAGGGAUGAGUCUUUUACAAACCCAGCAAGCUAAAAAGACAACUAGUAUAUGUGAUUAAUUACCAGUUUGUUCUUAUUUAUAACUGUAUCAGAACUCAACUUUCAAACUGGUAGUAUGCGAGUUACUAAAACCCAUAUAAUGAAGUUUCUAAAAAAAACCUCAAAGACCUGCACUAAGUGUCAGAAGCUAAGUGGUAACACUACAUUACCGUGGCAGCUGAAUCCAAACGAAAAAUCAUAUUUACUGCUUUCGCUAGUGUUUUCUGGAACAACCAACCUAGUAAGCAUAUAUGUGUAACAGAUUGAAUUUGCGGACAAUUUCUCCAGAAGUAAAAAAUAUUACAGUAGCAAUAAUCAGUGGAGUGAGGAAGGCAAAUCAAUGAAUCUUAAAAUUUGACAUAAUUCAGUGAUAAAUAUCAAAUAAAACUUGACAGUUUGACAAAUUCUAAACAGCAGAUAACUGGGUCUGAUAAUGUCCUUGUACAUACAACCUAGCUGGCCUGUCACUAUUUUCUAGCUUUUACUAUGAACGCUCUCAAUAAUCUUGGCUGCGUAGAUAGUAAGACUAAAUUUAAAAUAAGUUGUCUCGAAAGUUAAUGAAACAGCCCAUUGAAUUUAAACCUUGCUGGAAUGAAAGUUAACUCAGACACAACAAUUACCACAGUGAUUUAAAAUAGUAUUUUGCUGGCCACUUAUGUCUUGCUUUGAAUGAAAAACUCAACCACGCAGGUCAGACAAAACGCCUGUUUAGAUCACACAUGCACUAAGUGACCUCUCUCACUAAACUUGACAGCGGCAAAUGAUGCGAUAAUUUUGGCCGUCUUUAAUGUUACGAAUUUUUCAUGUCCAUCCAGCCUCUUCACUAAAAUGUCAUUUCCUUAUGCAGAAACUGUAUGCACGUAAUUUUUAAAAAAAAAAUCGUUCAUAACUUUGAGUGACAAAGACCUUUGCGGUAUAUUUGGUCAAUGUUCUAUUUUAAUACACUGUCCUACACUUUGGUGGGAUAUCCAAGCAUGUUUUUAAACGAAAAGAGUAGAGUUUGCUCUCAAAGUUUCUAACGAACAGAUGUUGCUGCGCUUGAAAAUUGUCUUCUGACUGAUGCUAACCGUGGGAAUCAGCUUGACAACAAAAAUGAAUUUUAUGAUAAUCAGAUAAUUUAUUCAUUUUAAGAAGUCAUAUUGGCAGAUCGGAACGACUUUAUGCCCUUAAGUUCAGCAAUUACAUGUACAGGCGAUUUAUUGUUUUAAUGAAUUGAAAUUAUUUUCCCGUUAAGAAAAUACAACGUUUUGCCAUAGAAACAACUACACCGACCACUCAUUUUCAAUUUUAAACAUAUGAGACACUUUAUUUUUCCGCAGGUAAGCUUCUGCUCAUACCUUAUUCAGAAAAAGAAUAAGGAAGACAUCAAAAGUUUCAGAAAACUAUCAAUAUUUUUAAGGGCUUUUCCAGUCGUGGAAUGGAAUCUAAAAUCGGGCAUAAACAGUGCAAAUGUCCGCAAUAUAAAAGGUAAAGCACGUUUACGGCAGGAAAAUACUAGUAUUGUUUAAGAAGUGAAAAAAGCGGUCAAAGGUUUCAUAUUUUUUCUUGGCCUCAUCGUGCGAAAAUGCAAAGUAAAGUACACAGCAAUUGCUCAAGGGAGCGCAGUAGUAGAACUCACCACAGUGAGCUUACUUAAUAGGAAAAGCCUACUACUUGACCGAUGGAAUAUUUUUUUCUGGCAGUAAUAGUGGACACUGAGGUCUUUUGUUUAAAUAAGUGUUCACAUGUGACCUAAACGACCAUCUACAUGAAAAAGAACGCCAAAACGCUCACUACUACGAUAAAUGCUUCUCAGAAGUAACUUAUUUUAAGGUUUUGGCAGACACAAGAUAGCAUCUGUCUUUAUGAAUGACCAAAUGACAAUCCUGAAAAUCAUGAAGUAUCCGGAAAUAUUUUACGGUCGAUAGGAACUUCAUCGUUAUCUACAACAGAUGGAAAGUAUAAAUUAGUUUUAAGGAGGGAAAAGGUCUAUUUGUAAGCAAAAAAAAUAAUGUGUUUAAGACCGCACAUACCAAUUUUAUUUGGAUUUACUAGACAUCGAUUGGCCCGGCAACAUAUAAACUUAGAAGAUUUCUGUUUCUAUGACGUCUGCAUCGGUAAAAUCAAGCAAAAUCCUGGUUCACUUAUUGGACAACAUAGGAAUCAGUUCAAAGGCGUGGAAGAUACCACGAACCUUCGGAAACUAUUUUGCGAUCUAUACCUAGAAUAUGGGCUGUUUGCGAACCAGCAUACCUGAAAUUGAACGGAUUUCUUUAGGAAGUUUAGGCGAAAUCUUCAUUGAAACACUAUUUCUAAACGCUGGUUUAUUUGUCUUAUUAUAUAGUCAUUUUUUUCCAUGAUAAGCCAACCAGUAAAUCGGAAAACGAUGUGGACUAAAUUACGACAAUUUUGGACUUUUUCUGGACUUUGCGCCUCUCUAAAAAUUGGCAUGUCAGAUUAACACGACGCUGCCCUACGUAUUGCUUUUAUCUUAUUGAUUCUUUUAAAGUUGUACUUAGUUAACAAAGGCAUUCUGUCCAUGGUGUCGGUUCGUAAGUUAUUGACAAUCAUUCGUAAAUUUCAACAACUUCAAUGAAUCAGGUUACCUACUGUACACGAACAUAGGUUAGCUGAGCGACGGAGCGACGAGUUAUCACAUGUGAACGCACGCAUCUUUGAAACGAAACAUAAAUUUAGUUUAUAGCCGUCAAGAUAUUCGUGCACAGAAAAGGCAAGACAAGCCGGGACUAGAUCAAAAUCGGUUUUAGAUGACAGCAAUGUUUUUCAAUCUGUGGACGGGUGUGCGGAUUAUCGUUCAGCAUACCAUAAGAUAUUUAAAUUGCAACAGUGUGUCGGCCUUUGAAGGGGCUUCCUUUCAUCCGUCGCAAAAAGUAUACGUUUUAAAAAAUGGUUACUUAAUUAGCAUGAACUUUUUCCAUUACUUUUCAAUGCACACAAACAGCCUGUGUUCGUUGGACAGCGAAUCGCUUCUUUGCCAAAGUUCGUACGUUAGAAGACAUCGUCGGUCUUAAUAAAAUUUGUAAUCUAAACAUGUUUAAGACCGUAAGAUUUCUAGUCACGUAGCAUCGCAGUGGCACGGUUUUUGAGGCUCAUUUUAAUAUAUGCUACCUGGUGCACAUAUGUUGCACGGUACUAUGAGUCGAAUAUGACAUAUUUCUAACGGUGAAGAUAAGUAUGUGAAUAUCCUUUAAUUAAUCGCGUACAGCAUUUAGGUUGGAAACCUCGAAUGCAUUUGUAAAGGAAGAUGAGCAAAAAGAAUUUGAGAUUAAAAAUUUCAAAAUUUCAAAAAUUGACUCUCCUUAAAUAUAACUUUGAAAGAAGUCGCAGCUGUCUCUGCAGAAGCACAAAAGAAGAUAUUUUUAUGUAACCGAACUUACAAGAGGUCGAUAAUCAUCGAAAAAAAUUAUACUGUUAAAGUAACCACAAUUUAACAAGUGCUGUUUUUGUAAACGGUCGAAAAGAAAUUCAUCCAAAUGACGGUAUCCCGCGCGCGACUGGAAUACCCUCAGAUUGUCUUCCAUGAUUAUUCAUAUAACAACAUCGAUAAAUCAAUCUUUUCAAAUCUGUCAUUUAUUGCUUAAUUUUGGUCAAUAUUUCAUGAGGAAGCAGAUCUACGGUAUAUAACUGCGGAUUUUUAUUCGGUUGAGAUUGACGCUGUCGGCCUAAAAGUUAAUGCUUUCUCUCCCUCAUGUAUAAUUACCAGUUUUAAAGAUUCUAGAACCUUGUUGGGAAAUAUCUAGUGUUAUUAGCAUGUUAGUCACUGGCUUUAAGCCAGCCAGCAACACUUGAGCCAGAGAAAUAAUAUACUUUCCACCAACAUUAGCCGAUUGAAGAUGAGGGGUUUUCCCCAGUCUCACUGACUGAAAAUUUGCAAACCUACUUUAAUAGGCUUAGUGAACAAAUGGUCGAUUCAAAGGCUUACUUUUCGAAACAUUCGAGUUUAAGUUUUGUAAGAACCUCGCCAAGCAAUUUAGCCUCUUUAAUUUUUGUGUCAUCGCUCGAAAAGUUAAUGAUUAAAAUAUUUUACAAUAUCUUAGAUUGUAAUAUGGUUGCGCCAUCGCCUGUAUUCAGCUGCAAAUUGUCUCAGGGCUACAUAUACGAGAUGAUCGCAACGUAGUUGAGAAACAGGUGUUACGGAACUCUAGAAAUCGUGCAAAAAUAGAUUAGUCAUAUUCACAGUUCAGUUUGUAAACAAAGCUUAUGUCAAUAAGGCUCGUUUUGGCAUAUUUAAAAUAAUUCACUUUGACCCAACUGUGGAAAACUCCGCGCGUUGGUGGGAUUCGAACCCAGAACAUUUGGGAAAGGCUUUAUUACGGCCGACGCUCUAAGCAUCUGAGUAACGAGGCCCCGCCGGACGACGCGAGUUUAAUCACAUGUGGGUCAAGGUUACCCGCUCAACAUACUACAACGUCUGGAAUUCACUUAAUAUGAUACAGCAAGCUGGCUUCCCAAGAAGGAUUUCGUAGGUAAUACAUAUACAAUCCACCAGAUGAUUACCAGGCUCAUGUAAUUCAGAGGUGUUUUCGCAGAUUUAAACUAAUUCACUUUGACCCAACUGGUUAGAGGCGCCAGGUUUUUCACAGGUAUAUAAAAGGGAAUUAUGUCAAUUAGUUGAAACAGAAGGUCUUACGAACUUAAAACUCCCCGAACUUUUGACUCACUACAUUAUGCUUUGGGUGAGAUCACUAGUGUGAGGAAUAGAUAGCAAUUGGGGACGAAAACAAAAUCGCUUGAUAUCAAUCUCUGCAGAAGACCCCGAAAUCAAGUGGACUGUAAUUUCUACUCACAUGAUCAAAGAAAAUACAUACGGGGCCCAUUUAAUGGGUCAUUAAAACCUCAUCAAAUGCUUCUGUUCUGGUUUUGUACGACUAAACAGACGAAUGAAGAACCGGAUAGAGCAGCUGUACAUUGGCUUAUCCAAAUUCUUGCGUUAUGUCCUACCAAUAGAAGCGAAGAGACGAGGCCCAGGAAGCAGUCUUGAAGAAGGAGACACGAUCGCUGAGACAAGAGCUUUAUUAGCCUAACGGUUCGGAUUCCUGCUCGAACCCAUCAUCCGAGACAAAGUAGAUACGAGUGGUUCAUGCCCAAGGGUCUGCAGUAUUUUUAGGAUGAAGUAACCAUGCUACCGCAUACCUAUGAACAUUCACGCCUCCCCCCUUCACCAGAGAUCGUUGCACGUGGUUUGAUGGCCGACAUUCGCGCUGUUAAUUGCUGCAAUUUCAUCACGUACGUUGGAUGCUGGUGUGAUGAUUGCUCAACCAUCUGACGCGUUGACACUGGUGUUGGGUAAAGUGUUCACCUGUGCGCUCCUCGCGUGGCUAAUUACUCCGGCUAAUUAAUUCCAAGUAUGGAAUUGGAAGAUCAUUGCACUUGUUAAUUGACUGGGCCCCAGUAAACCAUGACUCAAGCAGCUCCCCGCUCACGCAUUUGUCCCUUCUUGCAAGAGCUUUGUCCUCAUCAAAUUACGUCCGUUAAGAAGUUCCGCUUUUGGACGUACUUCGCGUUCGAAGUGACAAUCUACGAACAGGUGAAGGGCACACCAAUGGGUUCGCCGAUUUCGGGAUUCAUCGCCGAGGCGGUCCUGCAACGGUUAGAGUCGCUGGUCUUCCAACACCACAGACCGACGUUGUGGGCUCGCUAUGUGGAUGAUACCUUCGUCGUCAUUGAGCGCGAUCAACUGCUGACAUUCAAGGAACGUCUGAAUGCGGUCUUCCCGGACAUACAAUUUACGAUGGAGGAGGAAGAGAACAACCAGCUGGCCUUCCUGGAUGUCCUCGUAUGCCGCAAGGAUUGCGGUGGACUAAAGACCAUUGUUCAGGAAAGCGACAAAUACGAUGCAAGUACUGAACUUCAACCGCAACCACCCAAUCAGCCACAAACGCAGUUGUGUUAG
Molecule: messenger RNA, 12551 nt
Organism: Spirometra erinaceieuropaei
Lineage: Eukaryota; Metazoa; Platyhelminthes; Cestoda; Diphyllobothriidea; Diphyllobothriidae
Source: the annotation of a GenBank genome assembly